Salpingoeca rosetta is the source of this 2322-nucleotide messenger RNA. RefSeq lists its product as uncharacterized. The record is from RefSeq and is a predicted model, not a curated record. The transcript is spliced from 2 exons. NCBI's taxonomy places the organism in Eukaryota, Choanoflagellata, Craspedida, Salpingoecidae. The coding region runs from base 161 to 2095 and encodes 644 amino acids.
CAACGCAGAAGAAAGCAGGCAACAAAAAAGCGCGCACACUGAACACCACCCACCACGCUGCAAGAAGAAGCCAACCAACCUGAACCAACCAACCACACUUGUUCUCUUCCCGCACAUCUCACACACAUCAAAACGACCUUCUCGACGGACUUGAUCGGCCAUGGACAGCAGCGGGCAGAUGUAUGGCCGCGCCGCCUACGAAGGGCAGGUGGUGGCCGGGCGUGAGCAAAACGACGCCAGGCACCAGCACCAGCCAUACCGUGGCGAUUGGCGCCACGUCGAUUAUGAACAACAAGAACCAGCAGAGGCAACUCGGUUUCUUGAUGACGACGACGACAACAACGAGCGGCGGUUCAUGCGGACGCUGAGGAUCAGCAACGACAAUGGAGACGACGAUCGCCGCCGUGACUACGCCGCAACCUACGCCCCUCUCAUGCGCACGAGCGACGAUGGUUAUGCGCACGCGCACCAAGAGGAGCGCCCGCACGAUCUCAGUGCCACGCAGUGGGUGCAUCCAGAGGAUACGCGGACAUUUGCCCGUGUCGCCGGCGCUGAUAUGCCCCGCUCAUCGGUGCCCAGCACCAAAACGGACACGCGACACCUUUCCCAAGAUGUGGUGAGGGCCGGCAGCCCACGCCAGCACCAACACCGGCGGCCUCCACUCAGCGGCAGCAGCAACAGCAACAGCAGUUUCACAAGCACUUUCAGCUUUGGCGAGGGUGGAUAUGGCGAUGAGGAGCCCGUGUUCCUGGUGCCUGUGGACCGCAGCCCAAGCAAAACGCCGCAUCGGCAGACAAAGCGGCGCAUCACACCGCACAACAGCCUGUCGCAAGGUGGCGUGAUCUCGGACAGCGCAGAAGAAAGACAGAGCCCACGCCGCCGGCCCCUGUCUGCAAGCGACCACCUCAUUGGUGGGGCCGUGCAUGAUGACGUGCCCAACGAGGUGGAGGAGCGCACACGACGCUCCCGCAAUGACCGCUACCAGUUCCGGCCACCCAACAGCUUCACAGCAAGCUGCCCGCUGCCCAACCCCGGUCGCAGCGCACACGAUGCUCCGCCCACACCCAACCGCCGCCACGACAACCACCCGCCAUCGUGGCUGCGUCACAGCGGCGCCGUUUCGCGCGCAUACGAGCACGUGCGCCCGCCCAGCGCACACCGACCGCGCGACAACCUGGAGACAAGCGCCGUCAUUGCCCGCGCGCCGCCCCACCGACCCUCCCGCCGCAUGUUCCACGAGAAGGACCACCUCGAAGCAAGUGGGUUCCGCCCACGUGAGGAUGCAUUCGAACAGACGUCACGCCCCCUUUCCCAGCGCUCCCAUCGCCCGCAGGACACAUGGUCCCUCGCUCCGCGCAACCCAACGCCUGCCGCCCCGACACCCGGCAACGGCGGUGGUGAUGCGCGCGCGGAUGUGUUUGACAGCGGCGCGUCGUCCUCCCGGUGCUCCACGCUGUCGUCGCCAUCGCGCUCGCGUGUUCUCUCCUUCCACGGGCACCACAUCUACGCGGAUGAGCCCCUGCUUGAGGUCGAUCACCCGGCGAAGGAUGGCCGCGCUCCCCUUGGCUCUGCCUCAACCACCCCAUCGUCCGCAACGCCAGCCUCAACCUCCUCCCCAUCGCCAACCCCAACUGCAUCCACGUGGUCGUCGUACGGCAGCCGCCGCCCCCACAGCAGCACCAGCACCAGGCCUGCUGAUGCGCUGCGCUUCUCCGGUGCCGUCGUGUCGCCAACAGCGCGCACAACGCCCGUGGACACGCGGGCCGAGGCUUUCCACAGGGCUGCGCUCGCCCACCACACCACCCAUCAGCACCAGCACCAGCACCAACAGGGCCGUCGUGUGGAGGAAGGCGAUGGAAGUGGCGAUGAAGACAAGUUUGAUCAGGAAGGCCACGUGCGCCGGAGUGCAGCAAGGAAGAGCGGUCCGCGCGUCCGUGUUGAGUCACAGCAGCGCGUGCAGCCCCAACGCAAGGUGGCAUGGACACCGCCCCCCAGCAUGCAUGCGCGGAGCCAGCACCGUCCGCGUGAUAACCUCGCCUUCUCUGGUGGCGUGACACGUCGCUCUGCUCGUCUUCUCGACCUCAUUCCUCAGUAGGCGGCAGCCGUCACGCCACGCGUGCACGCGUGUUGUGCAUGCAGAAACUCAGUUGUCGUUCGCGCAUACUUUGUCGCUGCGCAGUGGUGUUGUUGUUGUUGUAGUGGUUGUAGGUGGCUGUGGUGGUGAUUGUUAUGAUUGUAUUUGUGGCGGUGGUUUGAUAUGACCUCACUAGAAGCGGUGAAACGUCUGUGUGUGUGUGUGUGUGUGUGUGUGUGUGUGUGUGU